AUGACAACUAAUGGAUAUCAAAUAAUAACUUGGUUAAAAGCAUUUAAAACUAUUUGGUUACCAGAAAAUAUUCCCGGCGAUGUUCAAUUACGUAAUUCAGUAGUAACUAAAAUUCUUGAACUUGAAGAGUUAAUAUUUGAAAAUACUGAAGAUGAAGAAGAAUAUCAUCGUGCGAAAUUACUUAAUAAUCAUAGCUCAAGUGAUGAUGAUAAUGAACGAAUUAAUUUUAUUUCGCCACCAUCUCACGAACAAACACUAGAAAGUACAUUACUAACACCACCAGAUAAUCAGCAUCAAUUAGAUAAUAAAAAUGACGAAGAACAAUCGCGAAAAAUUCUAUUAGAACAGAGUGAUGAUGACGAACAUGAAGAAACAUUAUCUGAUGAAGAUGAUGUAAAUGUGUAUCGACCAUCUAUUCGUUUAAAACGUACUUUACAAACUGAUACUGAACAACAUGACAAAACGUUAGUUGAUGAAGAUGUAAAUAAAUAUCGACCAUCUAUUCGUUUAAAACGUAUUUCACAAGCUGAAGCUGAACGUUUUAUACCAUCAUCAUGGAAAAAUAGUAAUUCGAAGAUAUCUUCUUCGGACGAUGAUUCUUCGAGUAGUCAAAAGAAUCGUCAAGAAAAACAAUCAAAUGUAUCUCAAAAUAAUGGUAAUAUUAUCAAUACAUCUCAAAUAGUACUUCAGUCAAACAGUAAGCCUUCAUCUAAUCAUGAUAUUGAUGAAAUCUUGUCCGAUGAUGAGAAGAUCAGCAAACUAAGAUUAAGAAAAUCUACUGAUGAUGAUCAAGCUAGUAUUUCAUCAAAAAAAUCUAAUAAUAAUGAAACAUCAACAAUAAGUUCAACAUCUGAUGAAGAUUUUACUAUUAAAUUACGUGAAAGAAAAUCUUCAACAAAUAAAAAAGAAAAAUCUUCUAGUAAAUUACGUAAAAAUCGAAAGAAUUCUCAUAAAAAGAACGAAAUUGUUAUAAAUUAUAAUCCAUCAACAAAAUCAAAUGAUGGAUUAUUAAAUGAUUCAUCGUCUAGUGCUGAAGAAAUACAUUCAAUACAUGAAGAUCAAGUGGAAAAAGUUGUUAAAGAAAAUAAAGUUACUACUUCCUCAUCAAUAACACUGAAUGUGCCUCAAGAGAAACCAAUGGAAACAAAUGAUAAUCAUGUUGUAGAAAAUGGAUCAAAUAAUGGAAAUAAUUCAUCACCAUCAUCACCCACAGCUGUAGAUAUUACUGAUGAUAAGCCACCAGUUACUGUUCUAUCAUAUGGACAUUUACUUGCUCACUCAAAUUCAUCAUCAUCAUCUUCAUUAGAUUCCGAUAAUGCUGAUGUUAAUAGUAAAUUAUCUUCAGAUAAAAAAAAACAGACAAACAAUUCCAAACGUUCAGUACCAUCAUCACCAAAUUCUGAUAUAGCACCAGUCAAGAAGAAAUCAAGAAGUGUGAUAAAACAACGAGCUUAUCUUUCCCUAACAUCAUCUGAUGAUGAUAGUGAAAAUAAAUCGGCUAAGAAUGGAUCUUCUGCUUCACAAAAACAAUCAACAAAACGACUUCGUAUUCAGCGAUCAUCAGCAUCAUCAUCCGAAGAAUCAAAGGAUAGUAAUAAAAAUUCUAGGCAACGACGUCGAAAAUCAACUACUACUAAUGAAAGUUCAAAGGAAGCAAAACGUAAAACAAACAAGAAAAAACCUUCGAUAUCAUCGACAGAUACGAGUGAUGGUAAUAGUAGUGAUAUUCAACCUAAAACAAAGAAAUCUAAAUCUAAUAAAGAUAAUAAUGAAGAAACAACAGAUGAUGAAGAUAUUUCUCCAUCAAAAGGAAAACAUGGUCGAAAAAAUAUUCGUAAAAUUAUCGAUGAUAAAGAAUUAGAUAUUCAAACAAAAGAUGCUAUUGAAGCCGAACAAGAACGUCGACAACGUAUUGCCGAUAAACAAAAAGCAUAUAAUGAUACUUUACUUGAACAAUCAUCUUUUGUAUUAAAUAAUAGUAAUGAUGAAUUAAAUCAAUCUCAACAACGUUUAAUUCUCGAAAAAGAUAAAAUAACAAAUGAACCAUUAAUUGAAGUCGUACCUGAAUUAGUUGUUCAACUUAAACCACAUCAAUGUGAGGGAGUAAGAUUUUUAUGGAAUAAUGUUUUUGAAUCAAUUGAAGCAAUUCAAAAGAAGAAACUUAAUGGAAAUGGUUGUAUUUUAGCACAUUGUAUGGGUUUGGGAAAAACAUUACAAAUUAUUAGUUUUCUUCAUACAGUUUUUAAUUAUGAUAAAAUAACUAAAGUUAAAACAUGUCUUGUUCUAUGUCCAAUAAAUGCAGCUCUUAAUUGGACAAAUGAAUUUGAAUAUUGGUUAAAAGAUAUUGAACCACCUAUUGAUCAUUAUCAAUUGACAACAAUUAAACGAAAUUUACGUGUUAGUCAUUUAAAUUAUUGGUAUGAAAAUGGUGGAGUUGCUGUUAUGGGUUAUGAAAUGUACAAAAGAUUAGCAACUGGUCUUGGAAUAAAAAAUAAAAAACAUAAAACCGAAGUGUAUAAAUGUCUUGUUGAUCCAGGCCCAGAUAUUGUUGUUGCUGAUGAAGGACAUAUUUUGAAGAAUGCUCAAACUGCACUAGCUAAAUGUUUGUCAAAAAUCAAAACACCUCGUCGUAUUGUUUUAACUGGCACACCAUUACAAAACAAUUUAAUUGAAUAUUAUUGUAUGGUUUCAUUUAUAAAACCAAGUUUACUUGGUACUCAACAAGAAUAUAUCAAUCGUUUCGUUAAUCCAAUUCAAAAUGGUCAACAUCGUGAUUCAAAUGAAGAUGAUGUUCGUUUAAUGAAACGUCGUGCAUGUGUUUUACAUGGACUUUUAACUGGUUUUGUUGAUCGAAAAGAUUAUUCAUUAUUGAAAGAAUAUUUACCACCAAAAUUUGAAUAUAUAAUUAAUAUUCGAUUAAGUGAUUUACAAUCACAAUUAUAUGAAACAUAUUUAAAAAAACAAGUUAAUCAAGAACAACGUUCAUCCACAUUAAAAAAAGAUUUUAAAUCAGCACAAUUAUUUGCUGAUUAUCAAUUUUUACAAAAGAUUUGGACACAUCCAUUUUUACUUUAUCCACAUUUUAUUGAUCGUUGGAAAAAACGAUUAAAUGAAGAAGAUGAUAGUCUAAUUGAUGAUAAUGAAAUCGAAGCUAUAUUUAGUGAUGUUGAUGAAGAAAAUAUCGAAGGAAAUAAAAAAAAAGAUCUUAAAUUGAAAGUGGAAAGUAGUUAUAGUGGUUUUUUAAUUGAUAAUAUUAACAAUGACGUGCCAAACAUGGAAUCAGAUAAACCAACUACUUCCAAUUCACCUACAACAAUACUUGAUUCUGAUUCAGUGGAUGAUAUGGAUGCUAUUCCGAAAGAAAAAGAAUCCGAUUCAAAAUCUAGCAAAAGCGAUGAUGAUGACGAUGUUGAAAUUAUAAAAACUUAUCCAACACGAAGCCGAACAACAGUCAGUGAACAAAAAAAAGUUUCAACAGCAAAUAUAUAUGAUACUGAAAAUGAUCAAGUUCCAGUCGAAGAUUUAAUGCAUACAAAUAAUUUAGAUAAUAUUCCCGAGGAAUCACCAUGGUUAGAUGAAAUGCGUGAACAAUUUUGGUUUCCAUUUUUAGAUAGUAUCUCCGAAGAACAUCGAUUUGAUCUUGAAUUAAGUGGAAAAUUUUUAAUUUUAAAAUUUAUUCUUGAUAAAUGUUUUGAAAUUGGUGACAAAGUUCUUCUAUUUUCACGUAGUUUAUAUACAUUAAAUUAUAUUGAAAAAUUUCUUAAACAUUUACAAAUUGAAAAUGAAAAAGAAUACCAAAAACAAUGUGAAUCACGACGACAAUUACGUGAACUUCUUUCAACAAAUGAAACCAAUGAUAAUGUUACUAAUGCACAUAUACCUGAACCAAUAGAAUGGAUACGUGAUCACGAUUAUUUUCGAAUGGAUGGUCAAACAGAUGUUACAGUAAGGAAACGUUAUGCGAAAUCGUUUAAUAAUUUAUCAAAUUCACGUGCUCGAUUAUUUCUUAUAUCAACAUUAGCGGGUGGAAUUGGAAUUAAUUUAACCGGUAGUAAUCGAGUUAUUGUUUUUGAUGCAAGUUGGAAUCCAAGUCAUGAUACACAAGCAAUAUUUCGUUCAUAUCGUUUUGGUCAAAAGAAACCAGUGUAUAUCUAUCGAUUUUUAGCACAUGGUACAAUGGAAGAAAAGAUUUAUCAACGACAAGUUGUUAAGCAAUCUAUAUCGCAACGUGUUAUUGAUGAUCAUCAAUUAGAUCGUCAUUUUACUCAGAACGAUAUAAAGGAAUUGUAUAAUUUUAAGCCCGAAAAAUUACCUGAACCUCGAUCCGCAUCAACACUUUUAACAGAAUUAGAAACUGAACUCAAUUAUCCAAUACCGAAAGAUCAUCUUUUAUUUGAUCUUUUAUGUGAACAUAAUCGUUGGAUACAAUCAUAUCAUUCACAUGAUUCUUUAUUAGAAAAUAAACUUGAUGAAGGUUUGACUGUGGAAGAACGACGUAAAGCUCUUGAAGAAUAUGAAAAUUUAAAACGUUUACCUGAUCCACGUGUAAUUGCUCAACAACGUUUUCAGCAACAACAACAAUUAAAUGCUUUUAUUGCACAACAACAACGAUUAGCUUCAGCUUCAGCACACGCAACAAACGUUGACCAACAAAAUUUUAAUCGACUACUUGAAGGCAUUCAUCAAUCAUUACAAGCUGCUAAUGGACAAAAUCUAAAUUAUAAUCAGUUAUUACAAUUUGUAAAUAAUGGAGUCAAUGGUUUAGGAACAGUAGCCAAUGGCAGAACCAAUAAUACAACACAAGCAACUAAUAUACGUCCACAAAAAUCUACAACUGGUACAGUUCCUAUUUUACCACGACCACCGGCUAUCAAUAUGAGAAAUAACGAUAUUAUUCUUGUUGAUAGUGAUGGAGAAACGGACAAUAACAAUACAAAUACAAUAUCGAAAUAA
Adineta steineri is the source of this 4953-nucleotide messenger RNA. Lineage: Eukaryota; Metazoa; Rotifera; Eurotatoria; Adinetida; Adinetidae. The record is from the annotation of a GenBank genome assembly.